This is a messenger RNA of Saccoglossus kowalevskii, 3556 nucleotides long. Its product is annotated as chondroitin sulfate synthase 1-like. NCBI's taxonomy places the organism in Eukaryota, Metazoa, Hemichordata, Enteropneusta, Harrimaniidae. Gene Ontology annotation, cellular component: Golgi cisterna membrane. Gene Ontology annotation, molecular function: glucuronosyl-N-acetylgalactosaminyl-proteoglycan 4-beta-N-acetylgalactosaminyltransferase activity. The record is from RefSeq and is a predicted model, not a curated record.
AUGGUUGUUCGUCGGAGCCGUGGUUAUUCGCGUCAAGUUCUGGGCAUUUCCAUUGGAUUGCUGUGUGGGUUUUUCCUCGCAACAUGGCUACGUCUUCGAUGGGUCCCAUCGAUGAAAACUUGCCACGAUUCGAAUAUACCCGAGACUGGGAUCGAAAUGAGGACACUAGAACCCCCCGAUACAGGAAGAAAUUUCAUAUUUGUUGGCGUGAUGACAGCGAAAAAGUAUCUUUCAACUCGUGCGUCUGCAGUGAAUCGAACUUGGGCGAAAACUGUUCCUGGCAAAGUUGUGUUCUUUUCCAGUGCCGAUUCGAAUUCCUCCCUUCGCGGUUUGCCACUUGUAAGUUUGCCUGGCGUAGAUGACAGCUACCCACCACAGAAAAAAUCAUUCAUGAUGUUAAAAUAUAUGCAUGAUAAUUUUAUCGAUAAAUACGAAUGGUUCAUGCGAGCUGAUGACGACGUUUACCUGAGAGGAGACAAACUAGAAACUUUCCUUCGAUCUGUAAACAGUUCUCAAAGGUUAUUUAUCGGACAAGCAGGACUUGGCAAUGAGGAAGAGUUUGGCAAACUUUAUUUUAACCAUGGGGAAAAUUUUUGUAUGGGUGGCCCAGGAAUGAUUUUCAGUCGUGAAACUUUGAGAAAGAUCGUGCCGAACAUCAGCCACUGUCUUAAAAAUUUAUACAGCACCCACGAGGACGUGGAAGUUGGAAGAUGUGUUAAGAAAUUUGCCGGAGUUGACUGCACUUGGUCAUACGAGAUGCAGCAGUUGUUUUAUCAUAAAUAUUUUGCCAAAGAUGCUUUUACUGGUAACCUGCAUACUUCUGAAGUUCACAAAGCUAUUACUCUACACCCUAUCAAAAGUAUACCCCAUUUUCACCGUCUACACUCAUAUCUAGAAAGUCAAAGAAUUGCUUAUUUACAACUAAAAACACUCAGGACAUUACGGGAGAUAAAUGAAAUGAAUCGUUUACUGAAGAUACCACUUAUAGACGACAGGACAGAAAAUACAAAACUGGGCUCAACCCCCGAUCUUGUGCGAUACAUGCCAAAUAUUUACGAUGAGACGAUCGCAUGGGAUUUCUUUACUAAGUCCUUGUACUCAUUAAAAUACGAUACUCCCAAACGAGGAUUGGAUAAAACGUUACAAGUUGCUUUAGAAGAUAUAGUACUGCAGGUGAUGGAAAUGAUAAAUAGAAACUCUCUUGCUAGAGGCAGAACUAUAGAUUACCAGGAAAUAUUAUAUGGAUACAGGCGUAUAAUUCCAACACACGGUGUAGACUAUAUAUUGGAUCUUUUACUUAUGUAUCGACGUCACAAAGGUAAAAAACGUAAUGUUCCAGUCAGAAGACAUGCGUACUUACAACAAUCGUUUGGUAAAAUACAGUUUAUUGAAGAAUUAACGAAUGAUGUAAUCACAAAACCAGCAUCAGAUGUACGAAGUGCAAACUCACUAACAAACUUUGCAAAUGGUGUAUCUAGUGGAGCGUUUGGAAAUGUAGCGAGUGUCAUGUACAGUAAGCAAACAAUACACUUCGUCUUGCCACUGGCAGGAAGAUUUGAAACAUUGAAGCGAUUUAUGCAAAACUUUGAAAGAACAUGUCUUGUUACAAAAGAAGAUGUUAAACUUGUUGUAGUUCUUUUUAAGACUGCUCAAAACGACCAGUCAUUGGAGAUUAUCAAGCUAAUAUCCCACUACCAAGAGCUGUAUCCGAACUCAGAGCUUCGUAUUCUUAGCGCUAUGGGUGAGUUUGCACGAGGCUUGGCCUUGGAACUUGGAGCCUCUCAAUACCCUUCAGAUGCAUUAUUGUUUUUUGUAGAUGUUGAUAUUCACUUCUCAUCCGGAUUUCUGUAUCGAUGCCGAAAAAACACAAAGCAGGGAAAACUGAUUUACUAUCCAGAAGUUUUCAGUCAGUAUGAACCACGAGUUGUAUACCCACACAAACAGACUCCAGUCACCAAUAUUCUCAUCAAUAAACAGACUGGAUUUUUCCGUCAUUACGGCUUUGGCAUAGUGUGUGUGUACAAUAGUGAUGUAAGUUCUGUGGGAGGAAUGGAUGCAUCCAUCGUUGGCUGGGGAUUGGAAGAUGUAGACCUGUAUAAUAAAUUUGUAAUUAGUAAUAUGACAGUAUUCCGUUCCCCUGAUGUGGGACUUGUACACAUCUAUCAUCCUGUGAUAUGUGAUGAAGCACUAGAACCAAAGCAAUAUCAGAUGUGUUUAGGAUCACGUACAUCAACUUAUGGUAGUCCAAGUCAGUUAUCAAAUAUCAUUCAAAACAGUAAACAUAAACACAAGGAAACCAGUAAAACGUGACCGGACUAAAGAUGCAGUGUCUCCUAUGGUGCUUUUAUCAUUACCUGCCCUUCAUUUCAUUGUAAAUACAGUAUAUACAUUUUCAAUUAAUAUCAAAAUAGCAAUAUAUCCUGUGACUAUUUUCAUCCAUACCAGCUUCAACUUAUUAAGUGUAUGAUAAUCAUUCCGUUCAAUAUAUUGACAUAUGUGACAUUUCUGUUACACUGUCUGCAUUUUUUCUAAAACACUACCAAAGUAUAAUUCAUAAUACUCUUUAUUUCAUGAGUUUCAUUUUUAAAGUGUCCUACUUUUAUUCAAAUUUAUUAUUUAUUUGAAAUUGUACAUCAGUUACAGCCAUACAAGGCUACUACUUUUGGUGAACAUUACAACAUCUCUUGGCCUUAACAGUGAUUUCAUAUAUGCUGAGGCCAUUCAUUGCUUUUGUUUGAAACUUGCAUCAACAUUAUUACAGUUUUUAUUUGUUUAUUUUCUAGAUGUGUAAUGUGACUACAUUGGGCUGAAUAAUUGUUUAUACAUCAGAACUCUUAACUAAGCCUUGUGCUGCCACCAAUGUUUGCUUUAUUUUGAGUGUAGCAUAUUUUACUGUAGUGGUACAGCAUAAUUUGACAGGCCUUAAUAGUAGAAAUUGAAAUAUUUUUUGACAACCGGGAAGUAACACAAAAACUCAUUUGUCAAAUUAUACAAAGCUGUUUUAUUUUUUUUGUGCUGAGCUUUAUGAGUUUUGAUGGCCUUAUUUCAUAUCGCAUGAUACAAGUUAGAUAUAUCACUGUAAAAUACUUUUAUUGUCGCUUGCAAUUUAUUUUCACACUCUAUACUGAAAGGGGUAUAUUCAGUGAAAAAUAAAUCCAGCGAAUAUACCGUUUUUCCCCCAAUUUUACAUUUAAAGUUUUUGACGAGUUGAAUGUAAAUAUAGGAAAAAAGGUAUAUUUGCUGAAUUUUAUUUUCACUGAAUCAUUCCUUCAUUGAAAAUAGCGAAAAUUAAUUCCUAGUGAAAGUAAAGUAAUUUACCAGCUAGAAGUCUAAUAACAUACUAUACACACAUAUCGUAACAGCCUGUUGUGGUAACUAUACAUGUGCUACAUAUGAGUUGGUUUCCCAAAUCUAUUUGAUAUAACAUUUCUACCUCCAUUCCAUGUUUAACCUGAGACUGACAUUCAAUGUAUUCAGCAAUAUUUUAGGAAUACAGAUAAGAUUUGAUUCACUGCCAACUCGUCCCUAUAUCUAGUAUUUCCUUUAUUACAUUCCA